CUGCCGCUGGAGCCUGCUCAGUGGCUAGGGUUUGCAGCACACUGACUCUGGAUGUGGCCAGGGUGGCUUUCUCCAGCUGGGAUGCAGGACUUGAGCAGAAAUUCAUUGCCACCUUCUUCCCUGCGCGAGUGCCGACUGAGUCCCAGGUUCCCCGUCUUCCCCCGGGACACUGUGCACAUAUUCUGACUGCUGCAGGGAACAGUCUCCAAGUCCUGGGCUGGCAUGUGUGUGAAUACUGAAGGCUCUGAGUUUGUUGCACAAGAAGCCCUGAGAGGAACUCAUACUGCACAGGUGCCUGGUCUUGAACAGCCAUGACGAUGGAAGUGCUCCCCAAGGCCCUGGAGGUAGAUGAGAGGUCUCCAGAGUCUAAGGACCUGUCUCCCAGUCAGACAGCCAGCUCCCUGUGUAUCAGCUCCAGAAGUGAGUCUGUCUGGACCACCACCCCCAGAAGCAACUGGGAAAUCUACCACAAGCCUAUCAUCAUCAUGUCAGUGGGUGCUGCCAUUCUGCUCUUUGGUGUGGCCAUCACCUGUGUGGCCUACAUCUUGGAAGAGAAGCAUAAGGUUGUUCCAGUCCUCAAGAUGAUAGGGCCUGCCUUCCUGUCCUUGGGACUCAUGAUGCUGGUGUGUGGGCUGGUGUGGGUACCCAUCAUCAAAAAGAAACAGAAGCAAAGGCAGAAGUCCAACUUCUUCCAGAGCCUCAAGUUCUUCCUCCUGAACCGCUGAUGGCAAUCUGACCAGAAGAUCUGCUGACCAGCAUCUGGCCUCCUAACCUUCUCUGUCAGAUACCACCAAGCUGAUCCAGGCAAACCCUCUUCUUGGCCUGAGGGCAGGACAGAGCUCAGGGCUUCACCCUCUCACAACCUAACAGUGUUGCUGGCUGAGUCUCACCUGGUUUCUCCAUCCCUGUUGAUGCUCCCUCAGAUAUUCUCAAUAUUCUCAUCCCUGGCAGCUGCAUUUAGCCAUCAUCCAUCUCACUCUCCCUGCCAAGGGCAGUGCAUGCUGAGAAAUUCUUGGGGGAUUGACUAUGCUCCCAAAAAGAACUUCGUGUUAUACUUGUGUGUCUCUGCUGGAUUCCACAUCUGCAACUUUCUGGAACGAAAACCGAUCAAGGAAGGAAGGGUGACUUCAGACCUACUGGGUUUAACAGUCUUGGCUCCCUUCUUGGGUAAGACAUUGACUUUACAAGAGACAGGACAAUUGUCAUGUGUCACACAUUCCAAAAUCUGGACAGUGAUGGGGGAUGGGUAGGGGGGAAACACUGUCCAGGGCAGGUCAUUCCUCUAGGCAUAGCUCUAGAAGUUAGCUAGCCAAGGAAGUUCAUUCCCAAAUCCAUAGUGUUGACACCAGAGGCAAUAGGGCGGGCUAAGUGGUGCCACAGUUUCCCCUUGACCCUCCAAUGCCCUUCUCACAGACUGCCUUCAACUUGGCAAUUAGCCAAGAACAAAUGCUCCUUGUUCUAACUCCUUCCCCCACCCCACCUCUGUCUCUAUGCAUCGCCAGAACAGAAGUAUGGAAGGUCACAGAUGGGACCUGUAAGGUCAUCUCCCCUUCCUCUCAGUCCAGACCUAACCUGAGAUGGGAUGCCAUGUCCAAAUGCCCCAUGGGUUUCUAGAGAUAGAUUCACCAAAGAAGAUUCUAACCUAUAUCAUCCCUGUUCCUCCCCACCAAACAGGAGAGUAUUUAUUGAGUUUCCUUCUCUGGGCCUAGGUUAGGAACAACCAGACCCAGUUCCUGAUAUCAUCUUAUUUCCAAAAGUGAGAGUGGGGAGCCAUAGUCAAACCAGUUGGCAAUAUCACAUGCUGAGUUCUUAGGGUGGCUCUGUGAACACAUGGGUCUAACAUAAAUUUACAGGAAGACAGAGAUAUUUCUGGAGACCAUGCUCAUCCCUCCUGAAGACAAAGGGAAAAUAAAUGUUAGGAAAGGGCAAGUUGUGUAAGGCCUUGCAUGUGAAAAAGCUGGGGGAAUGAGGCCCUGUGGAGUUAUAGCUCCUGGAUGCUGUUUCAUCAUCUCCUGUCUACUUCCCUUCUGCUUCCCCAAGUGCCUUAUAUCCAGCUUCUCCUUGGUACCCUGCAAACUCCCAGGUUCUAUAGAGACUGGGAGAUGCAUCUCCAGAGGGCCCCCACCAAGUAGAUACAACCCAAGAGGUAAGUGCCCUCCAAACUUCUUAUAGACACCAAGAAGCCUUUAGGUGAAAGACCAGGUGCCCAUAACAGCUCCCCCAAGCUGUGCCAAGCCAGAGGCCAGGGGAAAGCACCUGAUAACAGGGUGACAAGAGCUACAUUAAUCCCAGUUAUCUCCCUACAUCCCUCAACCUUCACGCAUUUAGAAUCACCAUAGCAACCUCUGUCCAACAGGUCUCUAGAUGUCUCAUUCCUUCACAGAACUUCCAUAGGCAGAGUCAGAAUCCAUCUUUGUUCCUGUUGCAUUAUGGGAAAUCCCUGGAGGCAGUGUUUUUUUUUUCAUGGGAUCACACACACCCACCAACACACACACUCACACACACACACACACACACACACACACACACACACACACACACCAACUCCUUAACUAAAGAGAGUUUGGGGAGCCUCUGGCCUUUCAAAGCUCACUUAAGAUAAUAAUGUCCUUCAUUAAGAUUCAUAUCAAUGAGCCCAGAUCCUCCAGUACAUCAUCCCUAGCACGCAGGUCAGGACCAUCUGGGGUUAUUGCAAUGCUGCCACUAAUUUGAGUGCUAGUGCCUCAGUGAUGGGCCUUGAAGAUCACUUUCCUUCUCCUGGCAUGGAGCCUCUCAUUUCUUGGUGCUUUCUUGAAAGAGAGCACACACAGAUGAGUUCGCUCAGAGUCCAUACCCCACACACCUCAUUAUCCCAAGAGCUCAUUGUCUGGGCACAGCCCUGGAAGGAGGGUCUUUGCAAGCAUCACUGUGGUAUAUGGAAGGGAGUUUGGGGAUAAUCAUGGUAUCAGGAAUUCUUCAAGUUCAAAACAUCUUUUUCAGCCACAUCAGUACCUGUCCCCACCUCAUCACCCCCUCCUCAAGUAGACAGAAACAAAAAAGAGCCUUUGAGAAAAAAAUCCCAAAUAUUGGUUCCCUCCCCCUACUGGAUUCCCCUACACAAGUGAGGGCCCGGAAAUGGGAUGAAUCACCCUAAAAGCAGCGCAUCUUGGAGCUUUUUGCCAAAGACUAUUGCAUCAUGAAACCCUGAGGUGAGGACAGUCUGUGAGUGAAGCCAGGCUGGAUGCCACAUUUCUGCAACAAAGCAUCCUGGGCAAUGACUUUGGUCAUCUCUCUGGCCAGAAGACAGGCCCAGCAUCCACAGCAUCAUCUCACCAGAAUGUAUUACCUGCUCAUUCUGUAGCUAUUCUGUUUUGGAGAAUUUAAUCUAAUCUGAAGCCUAAAGGAAUCAAUGUCAUGUUGAAUUGUAUUCUAUUUAAGUGUCUGCCAUGUUCAUCCUGUUUCACUAGGCAUUUGAAACCCACAAUCCCUCCUCCUCUGAAAUGUUCCCCCAUUGCCACAUUUCCUCUCCCAAGAAGGAUGCCAGGGAGAAUAGAGACAGAGUGGGUUUCAUGCAUGUCUCCUCAGGUGCCUCUCUGCCUCUGGUGGCUCUACUCCGGGGUGAUGGUGGUACAGAGGGAUCCCACAAGCCCAGUAUUGAGACCCCAAACUUUACCUGAAGAAAUUACAUUCUAGAAUGAAUUUGUGGUCUAGGCGAGGCAGGUAGAGACCAGGUCCUCCAAACACAAAUCAAAGUAGGGGCUUCCUUUCACCUCCCACUCCAGAAGCCUAUCUACUUAGACUCUAUUAGGACAGCUGUUCAUGCCUGAGUCUUGCUCCUGAGACUCACAGGCAGCCUCAGAGACUCUGCUGGUUAUAGGAGCUGUCACUCUAUAACUAGGUUCCUUAGGUCUCCAGCAAGGGACCUUAUAUCUGAGGGACUAUGCUCAAUUCUGCAACCUGCAGGUACAACGUUCAGGGUUGCCAGGCCACCUCACAGUCUAGGUCUCUACGCUAAGGGAAAGACAGGUUCACUAAAGGGUGAGUGAGACCAUCAGACCACCAAAAUAAGACCAUCUCCCACUCUCCUGUGGGUUUCUCUAGAAAAGCAGGGAGUCAUUAUCAAUGCUCCUUAUCAAUCAGUCACAAAUACUAAGUUGGGAUUGUCUUCAAUAAAUGACAAAAUGCCAAUGGGAA
Cricetulus griseus (Chinese hamster) is the source of this 4173-nucleotide messenger RNA. NCBI's taxonomy places the organism in Eukaryota, Metazoa, Chordata, Mammalia, Rodentia, Cricetidae. The record is from RefSeq and is a predicted model, not a curated record.